AUGGCGGCUCCCAGCGGCCGCCGGCCGCAGCCCGCGGGGCCGGGCGGGGGCAGCGGCGCCGGGCACGGGGCUCUGCCGCGAGCAGAGGAGGAUGCCGAGGGUCUCUACGUGGCGGUGGAGCGGUGCCCGCUUUGCAACACCACGCGCCGCCGCCUCACCUGCGCCAAGUGCGUGCAGAGCGGCGACUUCGUCUUCUUCGACGGGCGCGACUCCGAGAGGUUUUCAGAAAAGAAAGAAAGGCUGAUGCAUCUUAAAACCAAACAGAGAGAAUUCCAAAAACAUGUUUUGAAGGCCAUGGAAGGGAAAGAAAUAACUGAUCAGCUGAGAUGGAAAAUAAUGUCUUGCAAGAUGAGGAUUGAGCAGCUGAAACAGACCAUUUGCAAAGAAAAUGAUGAAAUGACAAGACACACAGAGGGGCUGCUGAGGAUUAAAGAGGAGAACCAGAAGCAUUAUCGCAGGGCUCAGAGGCACCAGGAGAAGAAGGAGAAGAUCCAGAGGCACAACAGGAAGCUGGGAGAGCUGGUGGAGAAGAAAACCUACGAGCUGAAAACGCAGUACGAGCACCUGGCAAACCUGCGGCGCACGCACAUCCUGGAGCUCACCUCGGUCAUCUUCCCCAUGGAAGAGGUGAAGACAAGCAUGAGGGACCCUGCAGACGUGUCCUCAGAGAGUGACAAUGCCAUGACCUCCAGCACUGUGAGCAAGCUGGCAGAAGCACGGAGAACCACGUACCUGUCCGGGAGGUGGGUGUGUGAUGACCACAACGGGGACACCAGCAUCAGCAUCACGGGGCCCUGGAUCAUCCUCCCCAACAACGGGGACUACUCUGCUUACUACAACUGGGUGGAGGAGAAGAAGACUACACAGGGACCUGAUAUGGAACAUAAUAACCCUGCUCAUACCAUCAGUGCUGCACUGUGCUAUGCAACUCAGCUCGUUAACACUUUGUCUCUCAUACUUGAUGUGAAUCUUCCCAAGAAGCUCUGCAACAGUGAAUUCUGUGGAGAGAAUCUCAGCAGACACAGGUUCACACGGGCAGUGAAGAAGCUGAAUGCUAAUAUACUUCACCUCUGCUUCUCUCAGCAUGUAAAUUUAGAUCUGUUGCACCCCCUGCAUACCCUCAGGAACCUCAUGUACCUGGUCAGCCCAGACACUGAGAACUUGGGCAGGUCUGGCCCCUUUGAAAUCAGCGCUGACCUGGAGGACUCCAUGGAGUUCGUGGAGCCCAGCGCGGCGGGCGAGACGGACGAGAGCGGCGACGAGCACGUGAGUGACGAGGAGACGGACCUGGGCACGGACUGGGAGAACCUGCCCAGCCCCAGGUUCUGUGACAUCCCCUCGCAGCAGGUGGAGAUGCUGCAGAGCCAGAGCACCCAGAUGUCCCAGCCCAUCGCCAGCAGCAGCGCGGGCGGGAUGAUCUCGUCCGCCGCCGCCUCCGUCACCUCGUGGCUCAAAGCCUACACCGGGCACCGCUAGCGGCACACGGGGGCUGGAACCUGUGCCAGGAACCCCUCCCCAGCUGUGCUGUAGUCAGCCUUUACCUAUUCAGUUAAGUAGUGCCUGGAACAAAGGAAAGGUCAGACUUGUGUUUUGUAAACCGGAGAAAACCUUUUUAUUUACCCAAGAUGACUGUGACAGCCCCGUUUUGUAAAUUAGCUCCGUGCUCCUGCUGGAUUCCGAGAGGGCGCUUUGUGUCUUGGUUCUGCCUGCAUCGAGGAUUGUAAAAGGACCCAGCAACCUCCAGCUCUACUUUCUGAAGAAGAUGCAGAUUUUGGAGUGUUUGGAUCGGGGUGAGCGCAGGGAAGGCUGCUCAGGGCGCGCUCUGGACAGUGGUGCAAAUGCAGUUCCCACUUUCUUAACUCCUUACAGGGUUUUCCUUUGUGUGUGUGUGUGUGUGUGUUUUAAAUUGUCUUGCAUAAUGCAAAAAUACGUAUUUCUAAAUUUUUUUCAUUCAGGACAUGAAAAUUAUGCAUUUUUAACAUGUUUUCUAAUCUCUGUUGCCAUAUUUUUAAUACAAAUUAUCAGCACGGACAGGGAAUUCACACAGCAAA
This is a messenger RNA of Cinclus cinclus, 2051 nucleotides long. It is a transcript of the gene ATG14, whose product is annotated as autophagy related 14. The transcript is spliced from 10 exons. Lineage: Eukaryota; Metazoa; Chordata; Aves; Passeriformes; Cinclidae. The record is from RefSeq and is a predicted model, not a curated record. Gene Ontology annotation, biological process: mitophagy; autophagosome assembly; cellular response to starvation. Bases 1 to 1476 code for a protein of 491 amino acids. Gene Ontology annotation, cellular component: autophagosome; phosphatidylinositol 3-kinase complex, class III; mitochondria-associated endoplasmic reticulum membrane contact site.